GGAGACUUUGUUAUUCAAGGAAGUAUUAAUGCAGACAGAGGAAGCAAAGGCAUAUAAAGAAAGAAACCAGAAAAUUCCCAACGCGCUUUGGGCCAAUCUGAUCCAGGAACGUCUGUCAAACGUGGACUGCAUCAAACAAGGAUGGAUUUUGGAAGGCUUCCCUGAAAAUCAGGAACAGGCAUGGAUACUGCAAUCAUCUGGCAUUUUUCCUAGGCAUGUUGUUAUGCUCUAUGCCCCAGACACUGUGCUGAUUGAGAGGAGUGGUGGGAAAAGGCUUGAUCCCCUCACACAAGAGGUUUUCCACACAACCUUUGACUGGCCAAGUGACCCCCUGGUGCAGGAGAGGUUGGUGAAACCAGAAGAUGUCUCUGAGCAGGAGGUGUCCAAGAAGCUGCUGGAAUAUCACAGAAACUUCCCAGAGAUUUUCCACAUCUACCAGAAAGUUCUGAAAUCCAUCAAUGCAGACCAGCCCUCCGUGGAUGUUCUCUCACAGGUUGUUGCCUUUGUCCAAACCCGGCACCGCUCUGCUGCCCCUUUCACACCCCGGAUUCUUUUUUUUGGCCCCCCAGGCAGUGGGAAGAGCCUGCAGGCAGAACUAAUAGCUCAGAAAUAUGAUGUUGUCAACAUUUGCUGUGGGCAACUGCUAAAGGAAGCUGUUGCAGACAACACAAAACUUGGAGAACUCGUUAAGCCUUACAUUGACAGUGGAUGCCCAGUGCCAGACAACCUCGUGCUGAAGCUGCUGACAGAACGCCUGAGUGCCCUGGACUGCCUGACCAAUGGCUGGGUGCUCUCUGGCUUCCCCAGGGAUGUCAAGCAGGGAGAGCAGCUGCAGAAAGCACAGAUUAAUCCCAACAGGGUGUUCUUCUUUAAUCUCCCCUACGAGUCCAUCAUGGAGCGCCUGUCCCAGCGGAGAACUGAUCCUGUCACUGGGGAGAGAUACCACACCACAUUCAGACCAGCUCCCACUCCAGAGAUCCAGGCCCGGCUCAGGCAGAACCCCAAAGAUGAGGAAAAAAAUAUUGAGAAACGCCUGGACAUCUAUUUCAGCCAUGUCAAGGCCCUGGAGGAUUUUUACCAAGAUGCCUUUUAUGUCAAUGCUGACCAAGACCCUUAUGUUAUCUUUGAGUUCAUAGAAAGCUGUAUCAUUAAGCCCCUUCCAUGUAAAAACAUUAGAAGUUUAUAAUUUAAAGGCAUGAUUUGUAGAAGAGUUGAUUUUCAAUUUUUCCCUGUAAUAUUUGCAGCCUGGUUGCUGAAGUGGCAGGUUAGCACCAGGGAAGGGGAAGUCAGCCAGGCUGUGCUAAAUCUGAACCUCACCAAGGCUGAGUGAAGUA
Sturnus vulgaris (Common starling) is the source of this 1334-nucleotide messenger RNA. RefSeq names its product adenylate kinase 8 (gene AK8). NCBI's taxonomy places the organism in Eukaryota, Metazoa, Chordata, Aves, Passeriformes, Sturnidae. The record is from RefSeq and is a predicted model, not a curated record. Gene Ontology annotation, biological process: nucleobase-containing compound metabolic process. Gene Ontology annotation, molecular function: AMP kinase activity; ATP binding.